GCGGCGAAGCUGGAGCGGCGGUGGCGGCGGCGGCGGGAGGCCGGGGCCGGGGCUGAGGCCGGGGCCGGGGCUGCGAGGCCCGCGGGGCGGCAGGCGGCGGCGGCGGCGGCGGCCCGGGGCUCGAGCCCGGAGACAGGAGCGGCCGCCAUGGCCGAGAGCAUCAUAAUUCGUGUCCAGUCUCCAGAUGGGGUGAAACGGAUCACAGCAACAAAGAGAGAAACAGCUGCAACGUUUUUGAAAAAGGUGGCAAAGGAAUUCGGCUUCCAGAACAACGGCUUCUCGGUUUACAUCAAUAGAAACAAGACUGGAGAAAUACCAGCCUCUUCCAACAAAUCCCUCAACCUGCUGAAGAUCAAGCACGGGGACCUGCUGUUUCUGUUCCCCUCGAGCCUCGCUGGCCCCUCUGCGGAGAUGGAGACGUCGGCCCCGCUGGCGUUGAAGGCCUGCGGGGCUCCCAACGUGGUGGAAGACGACAUCGACCAGUUCCUCAGCCGGCAGGACGGCAAGAUCUACCGGAGCCGCGACCCGCAGCUGUGCCGACACGGGCCUCUGGGGAAGUGUGUGCACUGCGUCCCUCUGGAGCCGUUCGACGAGGACUACCUGAACCACCUGGAGCCGCCCGUGAAGCACAUGUCCUUCCACGCCUACAUCCGCAAGCUGACCGGUGGGGCCGACAAGGGGAAAUUUGUUGCCUUGGAGAAUAUCAGCUGCAAGAUUAAAUCAGGGUGUGAGGGCCACCUCCCGUGGCCUAACGGCAUCUGUACCAAGUGCCAGCCCAGCGCCAUCACGCUGAACAGACAGAAAUACAGACAUGUGGACAAUAUCAUGUUUGAGAAUCAUACGGUCGCCGACCGCUUCCUUGACUUCUGGAGGAAGACGGGGAACCAGCACUUCGGGUACUUGUAUGGACGGUAUACGGAGCACAAAGACAUUCCUCUUGGUAUCAGGGCUGAAGUAGCUGCGAUUUAUGAACCUCCUCAGAUUGGUACACAGAACAGCCUGGAGCUUCUCGAAGACCCAAAGGCCGAGGUGGUUGACGAAAUUGCUGCCAAACUUGGCCUGAGGAAGGUUGGCUGGAUAUUUACAGACCUUGUCUCCGAAGACGCCCGGAAGGGCACCGUGCGCUACAGUCGGAACAAGGACACCUACUUCCUGAGUUCGGAGGAAUGUAUCACUGCGGGAGACUUCCAGAACAAGCACCCCAACGUGUGCCGGCUCUCCCCAGACGGGCAUUUUGGAUCCAAGUUUGUUACUGCCGUGGCUACAGGAGGCCCCGACAACCAGGUGCACUUCGAGGGCUACCAGGUGUCGAAUCAGUGCAUGGCGCUGGUCCGGGACGAGUGCCUGCUGCCCUGCAAGGACGCCCCGGAGCUCGGCUACGCCAAGGAGUCCAGCAGCGAGCAGUACGUGCCGGAUGUGUUUUACAAGGACAUAGACAAGUUCGGCAACGAGAUCACGCAGCUGGCCCGCCCCCUGCCCGUGGAGUACCUGAUCAUAGACAUCACGACGACUUUCCCCAAGGAUCCAGUUUAUACUUUUUCUAUUUCGCAAAAUCCAUUUCCUAUUGAAAACCGGGAUGUUUUGGGUGAGACGCAGGACUUCCACAGCCUGGCCACCUACCUGUCCCAGAGCACCUCGUCCGUCUUCCUGGACACCGUCUCGGACUUCCACCUCCUGCUGUUCCUGGUCACCAAUGACGUCAUGCCUCUGCAGGACAGCAUCAGCUUGCUGCUGGAGGCCGUGAGGACCAGAAAUGAGGAGCUGGCCCAGACGUGGAAGAAGUCGGAGCAGUGGGCCACCAUCGAGCAGCUGUGCAGCACCGUCGGCGUGCAGCUUCCCGGCCUCCAGGAGUACGGCGCCGUCGGGGGCCCCACACACGCAGCCUCGGCCGCCAUGUGGGCCUGUCAGCACUGCACCUUCAUGAACCAGCCUGGCACCGGCCACUGCGAGAUGUGCAGCCUCCCCCGGACCUAGGGCUCCCGGGCCCUGCGGGCAGGACGGGCCCAGCCCAGCCCCUCGGAAGCCAGGACCUAGGGCCCCGGGGCCCCACGGCGGGCAGCCCUGAAGGGCUUGGUGGCGAUGGCAGUGGCUGCCCUGGGGUCUCCGACCCACGAAGCUUCUCGGCACAGGCUCCCCUGGAGGGAGGGGCCAGGCCGGUGUUCUGCGGCCGAGACGGCCUCCUGGCCAGCCCCGCCUGCACAGGCCGCACGGCCCCCUGCGGCGGGAGGACUAGGUGCCUCUGUGUCAUCACCUAGGACCGAGGGGCCGCAGGGCUCGCUGCCGCCACCCAGCUUUCUUUUUUCCUUCCUUUGGGAUGCUUUCUGUUCCUGCCUCGCCCAUGUUUGGGCUGGGAGCUCUUGGUGGCCUCUGUACCCCGUUGCUCUGGGGCGGGCCCUACCUGUGGGGGCCACGUCCUCCCCCGGGAGCCGCUGUCUGCUGGGAACGCGUGGCCACGGGCUUGCUGGCCUCCCGUCCCCUUGGCCUGCAGGUAAAUCUGCUGCCCGCCCGUUCCUGCUCUCCCCCGGCCUCCGGGGCUUUUAAAGUCUGCAUUGGUUGUAAUAACAGUUAUCAGUAAUUCCUGCCCAGAAGACGUAUUUAUUUUUUUUAAGAUAAAAACUCCAUAAACAGGGAGUGGGAGAGACUAGUUUCCGCCCUAGCCCUCCUUCAGUGCGUCCCUGUGGGGGCGCGGGGAGCAUGAGUGGCCCGGGACCCACCGUCAGGACUCCUCGCAAGUAAACCUCAGUGCCUGAGACUCUCCUGCCAAGCCGCACGACGGUGCCAGCUGCGGACUGGGUGGUCGAGUAGGCCCCCACCCCCCCGGGCGGCCGGUGCCACUGAUCAGGCCUGCAGGGGGUGAGCUGGGUGCCCAGGCAGGACCAGAAGCUCUGGGGCCCUGGCCUCUGGCAUGGCGACUUGGCCGGAGGCCAGGUGAGGGAGUAGGAGCUUGUUGUGAGGGCCGCGUGGGACCGCCACCAGCACACCGGAAGGUGGGUGCCGGGCUGAGGUGUGGGUCCAGGCCGUCCCAGGACAAGGCUGCAGUCAGGCCCUGCGCGUGCUCUGGGGUCCCUGGUUCCCUCUGGCUGGGCUCAGGUCCGACCCUUCCCCAGGGAGCUGUGGGCGCCCUGCUGCCUCUUUGCCUUAACAAGAGUCGUAGCUCCAAGCUGCACGACAUGCAUCUGUGGGAGGCUGGCCCAGACACGAGCUGCUUGGGGACUCCGUGUCUGUCUUGGGGGCGAGAGGCAAGCCUGUGUGACCCUCCCUCACCCUUGGUGGGUGUGUUCACCAUGGCGGGGGCCGUGCCUGGCGCCUCCAGGAGGUGGGUCACCUGGCGUGGGUCUGGCUGUAGCAGAGGGUCUGUCCUGCAGGGCAGGAGAUGCAGAGCAGCCGCUCUCUCCAGCUCACGUGCAGCCACCACCAAGAAGCAGUGGGGACCGGCUGCUCCUGCUGCUGGCAGCCGCCCCGUGGCACUCUGGGCUGUGUCCUUGGCUCCUCGAUGGGCUGUGAGGCUGCAGGGGGGUGGGAGGGCACUAGCCUCAGACUUGCAGCCCCCGUUCCUCCUCUGCUGGCUCUGUCUUUAUCCACGGAGCUGGUGUCCUUUUCUCUUCAACCUGUAUUCGCCUCACCCUGACCUUCUGGCAUCUGCAUAGUUGGUUUCCUUUUGUCUUUUAGCUAAAGAAAAAGUACUGUGAUUUCUUUGCUUCUGGUUUCGAGUCACUCUUUGUUCAGUAAUGCACUUUAUUUUAUUGUCCAAAGAGUCAGGGCUCAGCCUGAGGGGUGGGAAGCAGCCUGCCACCAGGCCCAGGCCCGGGCAGCUCAGCCACCUCCUGGUGCACGGAGCAGAGGCCCCCAGCCCCACCUGCAUCCUCCCUGCCCUUGCGUGGACGUACCCUCUCAGGCCACCAGGCACCGUAACCCAGUGGCGGGUGGGGGGCAGUCGGGUGCCGGCCUCUGCCACCCAGCCUACUCCCGGUGCUCCCGCUUGGGGCUUGCAGCUGUGCCUUGGUUGGGUUCACAGUAGCGUUGCCUGGACUCCAGCCCUGCAGUGGAACCAAUAAAAGUACCUGAAGCGAC
Molecule: messenger RNA, 4071 nt
Organism: Sus scrofa (pig)
Lineage: Eukaryota; Metazoa; Chordata; Mammalia; Artiodactyla; Suidae
Gene: NPLOC4
Product: NPL4 homolog, ubiquitin recognition factor
Biological process (GO): ubiquitin-dependent protein catabolic process
Cellular component (GO): nucleus
Molecular function (GO): ubiquitin binding; ubiquitin protein ligase binding
Source: RefSeq, a predicted model, not a curated record